Kwoniella shivajii is the source of this 1545-nucleotide messenger RNA. RefSeq lists its product as uncharacterized. The record is from RefSeq and is a predicted model, not a curated record. Lineage: Eukaryota; Fungi; Basidiomycota; Tremellomycetes; Tremellales; Cryptococcaceae. Bases 1 to 1545 code for a protein of 514 amino acids. Gene Ontology annotation, molecular function: hydrolase activity, acting on carbon-nitrogen (but not peptide) bonds. The transcript is spliced from 4 exons.
AUGGUUUAUUCAACUCUCAUUGAGAAUGUCGCCCUUGUUGGUUAUCCAGAAGAUACCCUGUAUUCUGUCUUGCUGAAAGAUGGGAAAGUGAAAUCAAUUAGACCCGCUGGUGAGAGUACCGCUCAGAUCAAUGGCUACUCAAAUGUCAAGGUUUUGGACAUGAAGACACAAGGCGAAGGAAAACAAUGGAUCGCUCCUUCCUUGAUCGACUGGCACGUUCAUUUCCGUUUGAACGCAUUGACAUCCCAUCGUUUCGAUUUACAAAGUUGUCAAUCUGCUCAAGAAGUAUUGGAUCAGGUUAAGCAUGCUUUGACAUUGCCGGAAUAUGAUCCUGAACAAGAGAUGAAUUUCGUCGGUAUAAAUAUGAGGAAUUCCAAUUGGUCUGAUCAGGAUAAAUUGGACAGAAAGGCUUUAGACGCUUUGGCAUCCAACCGACCCAUAUUCUUACUUUUCAACGGAUAUCACUCAAUGGUUGUCAACUCGGAAGGAUUGAAGCUGGGAGGGUAUGAUCCAGAAAAGCAUGACGGUUACCUGUAUGAGCAAGAAGCUUUCACAAUGAGCAGACAUCUCAGUAACGUCAAAGUAGACACUUUAGACAAGUGGAUGGAUGAUGAAGCUAGAAAAGCAGCUGCUCUUGGUGUCACUGAGAUUGUCGACUUGGAGAUGGAUUUCAACAUGUCGUCAUGGCAACGACGCUCAGCCAAAGGGUCACGAUGGCUCCGAGUUCAUUGCGGAAUGUACACUGAGCAUCUCUCUGACGCGAUAGAAAACGGAUACAAGACUGGGGACGUAGUACCCGGAACAAACGGACUGGUCACUGUCGGGCCAUAUAAAAUCGUAACGGACGGAUCAUUGGGUUCACAGACUGCUUUUUGUCAUGAUCAUUAUCCUGGAUCACCCGAUAACUUUGGAUUAUUAGCAUACAAACCACAAACUUUAGCCGACAUGAUACAAAGAGGGAUAGACAACGGAUUUAGAUUAGCUGUACAUGCCAUUGGUGAUCAUGCUAAUCGAUUGACGCUUCAAACUAUCGCAAACGCAUCAAGUCCACCUCUGCCAGGUUCAACCAUUGAGCACGCUCAGUUACUCGACUUUGACGAUCUACCUUUGUUCAAAUCACUGGGCCUGAUAGCUUCUAUCCAACCUUGUCAUCUAGUGGACGACAGAGACUUAUGUCACAAGUUUUGGCCUGGGAGGGAACAUCGGGCAUAUGCUUUUAGAUCGAUAGUCGAUGCCGGCGUACCGAUAAAAAUGGGCAGCGAUUGUCCGAUAGCGCCUCUUCAACCUUGGGAAGCUAUGGCGGUCGCAAUCAGUAGGGCUGGUCAAGGUGAUGAAAAGAACCCUUUUUGUGAGGAACAGAUCAUUGAUCUCGAAGUGGCUUGGGCUGGAUCUACCUCUAACGGUAAAGUCAGACUGGAAGUGGGAGAUCGAGCGGAUCUGAUCAUCAUACCGCACAAUCCUCUUCAUCUCAAUGCGGAAGGGUUGAGAAAGGUGCGACCGAUCGGAACAAUGUUAGCUGGUGACUGGACUUAUAGAAGUUUCUAA